Molecule: messenger RNA, 2507 nt
Organism: Stegostoma tigrinum
Lineage: Eukaryota; Metazoa; Chordata; Chondrichthyes; Orectolobiformes; Stegostomatidae
Gene: mlst8
Product: MTOR associated protein, LST8 homolog (S. cerevisiae)
Exons: 10
Coding region: 515-1495 (326 amino acids)
Biological process (GO): TOR signaling; regulation of actin cytoskeleton organization
Cellular component (GO): TORC2 complex; TORC1 complex
Molecular function (GO): protein binding
Source: RefSeq, a predicted model, not a curated record
GGACACUAGAAAUCUACGAACGCCAGGAUUGUAACUGUAGAUGAUGCGGCACAAUAAAAUAAUAAACACCCCACUGUCCAAAUUCCAUCAAUAAUCGCCCUGACAGCAAGAAUAUCCUAAUGAUCAAUUCCACACGCGCUCGCUCGCUGAAGGGAAGGGAUGAGCAGCUCGGGCGGACCGAUUGAUAGUGGGUGGUGCGGCAGACCGGCGCAUUUAGAUGAAUGAACCAGCGGACAAAUGUAGAAACGGACCAGACUUCCGGUUGUGAGUAGAAUUUGCAGAGAGUGAAGUAAAGCAAGGGCUGAGCUGAAGGACGGUGAACAGAACCCCGCUGUCGGACUGCAUCGAGUCCAGGGAGGUUUUGAACAGCAACCCAGAGUUCUGGAUUUUCCAACUAGAGGAAACAUCCUUUAUAUCCUGUCAGAACCUCUCAGGAUCUUGUGUACUUCAAAGAAGUCACCUCUUUCUCAUCCAAACUCUCCUGAAUACCAGGUGACUGUUCAAGGCUAACACAAUGAAUACAAGUCCAGGCACAGUUGGCAGUGACCCUGUCAUCCUGGCCACUGCUGGUUAUGAUCACACGGUCCGCUUCUGGCAAGCACACAGCGGUAUCUGCACUCGAACUGUGCAACAUCAGGAUUCUCAAGUGAAUGCCUUGGAAAUCACCCCAGACCGCAGUAUGAUUGCAGCAGCAGGGUAUCAGCAUAUCCGAAUGUAUGACCUAAAUUCUAACAACCCGAACCCAGUCAUCAACUAUGAUGGAGUCAGCAAAAACAUCACCUCAGUGGGAUUCCAUGAGGAUGGGCGCUGGAUGUAUACUGGUGGGGAGGACUGCAUGGCACGAAUCUGGGACCUCAGGUCACGUAACCUGCAGUGUCAGAGAAUCUUCCAGGUCAAUGCUCCUAUUAAUUGUGUCUGCCUGCAUCCCAAUCAGGCAGAGCUGAUUGUUGGUGAUCAGAGUGGUGCCAUUCACAUCUGGGACCUGAAAACUGACCACAAUGAGCAGCUAAUUCCCGAGCCAGAUGUUUCAGUCAAUGCAGUUCACAUUGAUCCGGAUGCAAGUUACAUGGCAGCUAUCAAUAGUUCGGGUAAUUGCUACGUGUGGAAUCUAACAGGUGGAAUUGGUGAUGAUGUCACUCAGCUCAUUCCCAAGACCAAGAUCCCAGCUCACAAACGCUAUGCUCUACGCUGCAAAUUCAGCCCUGACUCCACACUUCUUGCUACCUGCUCAGCUGAUCAGACGUGUAAAAUAUGGAGGACUUCAAACUUUUCACUGAUGACAGAGCUUAGCAUUAAGAGCAACAAUCCAGGAGAGACAUCACGAGGCUGGAUGUGGGAUUGUGCAUUCUCUGGGGAUUCACAAUAUAUUGUCACAGCCUCUUCAGAUAACCUUGCGCGCCUGUGGUGUGUGGAGACAGGUGAAAUUAAACGGGAAUACAGUGGCCAUCAGAAGGCAGUCGUGUGCCUUGCCUUUAAUGACAGUGUUCUGGGCUGAAGAUUUCCACCCCAUCCCACCUCCAUCCCUCUCUUUGCCCCAUUCCCUUUUCCAUUCCAAGCUCUUUUUGAAAUUAAUUCCCAGCCGAAAUUGUUGUUUGGAAGUCUCUGUGAGAUCAAUCUGAGCUGUUUAAUGCUGGAACGUACAUACAUGCAUCUUUGGCAGGUUCAACCAUCACAUGACUUGUGAGACAGUAAUUAAUAGCCCAAGGACAUGAGUUCUGAUGCAAGGUUUUAGUAAAGUCGGUGACAGAUGAAUGAACUUUUCACCCUGUAUCCACUUGAACUCUGAAGAAAUGUUCAGCAACACUUAGACCUUUCGCUUCCAAACCUGGAUAGUAAGAUAUAUAUUGUGAACUUUCUAGUAGCGGGUUGAAGUAUCGGUAAGUACAGGUCUAUUGUUGGUGGUAACAAUAUGAGUAUUUUUGAAGGUAUAAAUUAAGGAUAUCCUGUUUAGUAUUAAAGUGUAAGCUCUCUGUUGUUACAUCCUUCUAUGUAGUAAUUUUGAUAGAAGAGAAGCUUGUCAACAAUUCUAGAAUCCCAGUGUGAACAGGUUUGCUUUUACUCCAAUUGUAGUGGGAGCCACAAUGGAAGCUGUUUGAUUUGUAGGAAGCGGGCAUAUCUGAUGCCAUCAGCAUAAUCAUCUGACAUUUUGCAUAUUGAGACAAUAUGGACAAUGAGUUUACAAGGCAAUCACUGAAUGUUCUGAUCGUUAACCUGAUGUUGAAUGAAAACAUUAAACCUAUAGACAAAGAAGAAUUAUUUCUACACCUGACUGGAUGCUGCUUUCCUUUUUUGAGAGAAAGGAGAAGGGGUAUUAUAAGACUCCAUCGUUAAGCUGCUAUGUUUGGAAUGCGCUGUGGAGACAUGGCAGUGUAUAAGUGCAAGUCUUAUUUCUGUUUUAUCUCUGAAUAACUAUAGUUUUAAAACUAGGUAACGUUUCAGCACACAUACAUAAAUAAAAUACUGAAGAUACUGGAAUUUUGAAAUAAAAACAGAGAAUGUUGGAAAUA